UUCCCCUUCUUCUUCCUUCUCAUUCCUUCCUUCUUCUUCUUCUUCGAGCGACAGCAGCACCGGCACCAUCUUCACCAUCUUCUUCCUCCUUCUUCUUGCAAUUGUUGGUGUAAACAAACUAAGGAGGCGACAUUAUCGAAGAGCCCUUCUAAUAAUCGCGGUGUAGCAGACUUAGUCUCUUGAAGUGUUCAUUUGCUGAUUACAGAUCGGAUCCGGUCGGGAAUAAUCAGGUUAGCGAUGUUGAUGAGAGUGCUAAGGAUGUUCUUUUGAGCUGAGGCCGUGGAAACUUCUAGUUUGUAUUAGGAAUUUGUUUAAUGUAUAUUAGUUCUGAUUAGUUUUGAUUAUGUUAAUUAAAAUGGACUCGUAGUGAGUUGUAUGGUUACUUUAUGUUUAGAUUAGAUAUUUGAUUUGAGAUUUAGCUGUGUUGGUUUCGUUAUAGAGCUGGUGAUUCCUUUGCCCAUGUUUUGGGAUAUGAUUUAAGUUUCUUGGGAAAUAAUCCCUGUGACAACCCUGUUUACCCAGUCAACGGUAAGUCGGGUUGUUAUAGUCAUAGUGAGUCUUGCUUUGCACGAGCUACUUUUGAAAUUAACAAACAAAAAAAGGGUAAGAAAGACAAGGGUGAUCUAAAACAUUUUGAGCCUUUCAUGUAUAAGCAAUUAGUGGCUAGGGCAAUUAUAAGACAUGGUUAUUCCUUUACAUUUGCUGAAGAUGCUGGAAAUCGAGCUAUACAUAGCUUCUUAAAUGAAGAUUGUAAAUUUAUUUUUCGAAAAACCGCUAAGAAGUAUUGCUUAGAAGUCCAUCAAAAUGAAAAACUUAAGUUGAAGAAAAGAAUGAGCAUUGGGGUGUCUUCAAAAUUUUGCUUAACUACUGAUAUGUGGCAUUCGAUUGUGGAUGAGGGUUAUCUUUCAUUAACUGCACAUUAUAUUGAUGAUGAUUGGAAGUUACACAAUAAGAUUAUUGCCUUUUGUCAUGUCCCCCCUCCUCAUAAUGCCAACAUGAUACAUGAGAGGUUAAUUGCACUUAUAAAAGAAUGGAAGCUUCAACAAAAGGUGUUCUCUAUCACAUUAGACAAUGCUAAGUACAAUGAUAAUAUGCAAAAAUUGCUUGCUAAUAGUCUAAGUGUGUAUAAUACAUUGCUUGCUUAUGGUGAUUAUUUUCAUGUUCGUUGUGGUGCUCAUAUUUUGAACUUAAUUGUUCAAGAUGGUUUGAAGGUCAUUGGAGAUGAAAUAAAAACAAUAAAGACCUUGGUUAAGUAUAUAAAUGAUUCUGAAGUACGAAAAGCAAAGUUGAGGGAGUGUACAAUUGGUAUUGGUGUUAGUACUUCUAAAAGGUUGUGGUUGGAUUGUCCUAAAAGAUGGAAUUCUACCUAUAGGAUGCUUGAAAGGGCAUUGAUUUAUUGUCCUUGUUAUGAAAACCUGAAAAGAAUUGACAAAGACCUUCCUAAUAUUCCUACACAUGAUGAUUGAUCAAAGGUUAAAAAAAUUGUUGCACUUUUAAAACCUUUUGAUGAUAUAACAAAACAGUUUUCGGGGAGAAAUUAUCCAACUGCCAACUUGUACUUUAAAAGUGUGUGGAAAAUCGAAUGUUUGUUGAUACAGUAUGCUGAUAGUGAAGAUGAGUUUUUAAAAGAUAUGGCAAAGACUAUGAAAAAUAAAUUUGAUAAAUAUUGGGAAAAUUAUAGUGUUGUUCUUUCUUUUGCUGCCAUGAUGGAUCCUCGUUAUAAAUUUCAAUUGAUCAAAUAUUGUUUUGAACACUUGGAUCCUCAAAAUGGGUCCUGGAAAGCCAACCAAGUCAAAGACAAACUCUAUGAUUUAUUUGCAGAGUAUGUAAGGAAUGAUACUCCCUAUGACCAUGAAGCUAGUAGUAAUGUCCUGGAUGAUGAUCUUCCUGGAUUUUCAUCUUUUGCUGGAGGGACUAGUGGAAAUUUGUCACAAUUAGAUAUUUAUCUUGAGGAGUCUAGGCUUGAUCAUCAUCUUGAACUAGAUGUAUUGCAAUGGUGGAAAACAAAUGAAACUCGACAUGCACAGGUUGCGCGUAUGGCAAGGGAUUUAUUAGCCAUUCCAAUUACUACUGUUGCAUCCGAGUCAGCUUUUAGCUUAGGAGGUAGAGUGCUUACUAAGUAUAGAGCUUCUCUUCAACCGGAUACUGCUGAGACUUUAAUUACUAGUCGUAGUUGGCUAUUUGGUUAUAAAGUAAAAUAA
Molecule: messenger RNA, 2201 nt
Organism: Amaranthus tricolor (Joseph's coat)
Lineage: Eukaryota; Viridiplantae; Streptophyta; Magnoliopsida; Caryophyllales; Amaranthaceae
Product: zinc finger BED domain-containing protein DAYSLEEPER-like
Exons: 4
Coding region: 1632-2201 (189 amino acids)
Molecular function (GO): DNA binding; protein dimerization activity
Source: RefSeq, a predicted model, not a curated record